AUGCCGCAUCUGUAUUCCCAUGCUGCGCCAUUGCUCUCUGCACCAUCUGGAGUGCUCCUGUUUGGCCCUCCAGGCUGUGGAAAGACCAUGCUUGCAAAGGCUUUAGCUCAUGAAAGCGAAGCUUCGUUCAUCAACCUUCACAUCUCAACUAUGACAGAAAAGUGGUACGGUGAUUCGAACAAAAUAGUUCGUGCCGUCUUCUCCUUGGCACGUAAAAUGCAACCGUCUAUUAUAUUCAUUGAUGAAAUAGAUGCGGUGCUAGGAACGAGGAGGAGCGGGGAGCAUGAGGCCAGCGGUAUGGUCAAAGCUGAGUUUAUGACGCUAUGGGACGGCCUUACGUCGGCCAAUGCAUCGGGGAUGCCAGCUCAAAUCGUCGUCCUAGGGGCUACAAACCGCAUACAUGACAUCGACGAGGCAAUUCUGCGGCGCAUGCCCAAAAAGUUCCCUGUGCCUCUUCCUGGCCGUGCACAGCGACGCAAAAUAUUGCAGCUCAUUCUGCAAGAUACAAAGUUUGAUGAAGAGAAUUUUGAUUUAGACUACGUCGCGAAGAUCACUGCGGGAAUGUCAGGCAGUGACAUCAAAGAAGCUUGCCGUGAUGCAGCCAUGGCACCUGUUCGGGAAGUCAUGCGCCAGUACAGGGGCGAGGGACGGCGAAUGGCUACAAUCGAUUCUAGCCAAUUUCGCGGUAUUAGGACCGAUGAUUUUCUUGGCAAUCGAGGCGGCCAUAUAGAUAAACUCGAUGUCAAGAGCGCCAGAGAUAUGGCAGGCAAGAGAAGAAACCAGACUCGAGGCAUUAGUGGCGAUUAUGAGGAUGUAGAUGAACUCUUUGUUGAAAGCCAGGAUUAG
Metarhizium album ARSEF 1941 is the source of this 846-nucleotide messenger RNA. RefSeq names its product ATPase family AAA domain-containing protein 1. Lineage: Eukaryota; Fungi; Ascomycota; Sordariomycetes; Hypocreales; Clavicipitaceae. Gene Ontology annotation, molecular function: ATP binding; ATP hydrolysis activity. The record is from RefSeq and is a predicted model, not a curated record. Gene Ontology annotation, cellular component: mitochondrial outer membrane. The transcript is spliced from 2 exons. Bases 1 to 846 code for a protein of 281 amino acids.